Messenger RNA from Penicilliopsis zonata CBS 506.65, 1906 nucleotides. RefSeq lists its product as hypothetical. Gene Ontology annotation, cellular component: inositol phosphoceramide synthase complex. NCBI's taxonomy places the organism in Eukaryota, Fungi, Ascomycota, Eurotiomycetes, Eurotiales, Aspergillaceae. The record is from RefSeq and is a predicted model, not a curated record. The coding region runs from base 223 to 1527 and encodes 434 amino acids. The transcript has 2 exons. Gene Ontology annotation, molecular function: inositol phosphoceramide synthase activity. Gene Ontology annotation, biological process: inositol phosphoceramide metabolic process; sphingolipid biosynthetic process.
AGUUUGGAAGCAGCCCCUUCUUUCGCUCCUCUCAUACCAUUUUGACGGGUGCCACGGAGAUAAUAGUCACGAUCUUCCUCCACUUGGACAUAAUCAACCUCAACGAAUCCUUCCUUCCAUCCCUCGUCCUCCCCACCCUCCUCCUUUAGUCCGCUCAACCCGCACCCCCCCCCCUUAUCCUUGUCUUGUCUUCUCGUGUCAAUCGCAUUGUCAGACCACAAGAUGAACGCUUCACUUCCCUCGUGGAAGGACCGGUCGCAAGGCCAAUUUGGGAAGCUCCAGCUACAAGUUCCAUGGCGCUCGAUCCAGCUGCUGGUGCCUCACCGGAUGCGACGGAAGCUUCGAUCCAAGUUGCGCAGCCGGGUGUCCCCUUCGUCCUCGAUCGCGUCCCUACAAACCUCCUUCUCACCCAUGGACACGCUGCGGUCGCUCCAAGGUCAUCGCUGGACUCUCUACGACUUCCAAUACCUUCUCUUGCUGAUCGUCGGCAUCUUCUCCCUCACCAUCAUCGAAUCCGCUGAACCUUUGACCAAGACGGGCAUCUUCACCCUGCUCAUCUUCUCCCUGCUGCUGCCCAUCACCCGCCAGUUCUUCCUCCCUUUUCUUCCCAUCGCCGGGUGGCUGCUUUUCUUCUACGCCUGCCAGUUUAUCCCUAGCGAAUGGCGUCCAGCUAUCUGGGUCCGCGUGCUUCCGGCUCUGGAAAACAUCCUCUACGGAGCUAAUAUCAGCAACAUCUUGUCCGCCCAUCAGAAUGUCGUUCUUGACGUGCUGGCCUGGAUCCCUUACGGCCUGUGUCACUACGGCGCCCCCUUUGUCGUCUCGCUCAUCAUGUUCAUCUUCGGUCCCCCGGGAACCGUGCCUCUGUUUGCUCGCACGUUUGGAUACAUGAGCAUGUUUGCCGUCACCAUCCAGCUCUUCUUCCCAUGCUCGCCCCCGUGGUACGAGAAUCUCUACGGUCUGGCCCCCGCCGACUACUCGAUGCAGGGGAACCCCGCCGGACUCGCGCGCAUUGACGCGCUGCUCGGCAUUGACUUGUACACUUCCAACUUCCGCCAGUCGCCUGUCGUCUUUGGCGCCUUCCCUUCCCUCCACGCCGCCGACUCGACCCUCGCUGCCCUCUUCAUGAGCCAUGUGUUCCCCCGCCUCAAGCCUCUCUUCGUCAUCUACACCCUCUGGAUGUGGUGGGCCACCAUGUACCUGUCCCACCAUUACGCAGUCGAUCUGGUCAGCGGUGGCCUGAUCGCCGCCGUCUCAUUCUACUUUGCCCAGACCCGUUUCUUGCCUCGCGUCCAAAUGGAUAAGAUGUUCCGCUGGGAUUACGACUACGUGGAAGUGGGCGAUUCUCACACCGAUUUCGGCUAUGACCUCGCCAGUCUGGAUGGUGACCUCCAGCUCGACAACGACGAGUGGGCUAUGGGCUCCUCCUCAUCUGUAUCCUCGGGGUCGUUAAGCCCCGUGGACGAUCACUACACGUGGGAAGGCGAGACCUUGACAUCCAACUCAGAUCUCGAGUCCGGGCGACAAUAAUCGAUUCGACUUGACUAUAUAAGUCAGGUUGAUUCAACCCCCCCCCCCCCCUUUUUUUUUCUAUUUUUCUUUGUUUUCGACCAACUUUUCUUUCAGCAUCCAUCCAGCCAGAAAAAAAAACGGCUUUUAAUGUGUUCAUGACGUUUCGGACCUUGAUUGCAUUGGGCAGGAUUCGACAUAAUUUUUUCUAAUGAGCUUUCCCCCUCUUCCGUUUGGUAUUACCGAGCGGAUUCUUUCUCUUUCGACUGUACAUGCAUACGAUACUGCACACGACCGGGUUUACCAUAAUUCGUCUCUAAGUCAUCGACCUUUCAGCUCUCCGUUCAUAAUGCUAAUACCGGUGUGGACUUAAGAACUUCCGUCCCAUCGUUGGAGACAU